AUGGCGUUCCCGACACCACCGCCACCUGUGCCUGCUACUGCGUACUUGGCACCAUCGCCACCUGUGCCUGCUACUGCAUACUCGGCACCCGCACCAGCAGUACCAGUUGCUCUGUAUCUGGUACCUCCAGUCGCUCCUGCUUAUAUAGACCCUCCAGUGCCACCAGCGGUACCUGCCCCGACUUAUGCAACAACACCAGGGGUACCCUCCCCGGCCUAUCCAGCACUACCACUUGUAGUACCAGCUCCAGUGGUUCCGUCAGUUCCUAUGAAUAACCAUAUAGUGACAGAAGACAAUGCUGAAUUUAAUCGGUUAGCUAGAUUUUGUCCAGAGUUAGUUACUGAGGACAGGUCACGUAUGCUUCAAUUUGUUCAGAGACUGGAUGGACAUCUUCAAGUAAAGAUUGCAAGUUUUGGUAAUUCAUCUUAUAUAGAGGCAUUGGAUAGAGCCCUUAUGAUUGAAGCGGCUCAGCAGACAGAGAAUGCGAACAAGAAAAGGAAGCAGACAGAUCAGACUUCAGGAUAG
Messenger RNA from Zingiber officinale, 525 nucleotides. Its product is annotated as synaptic defective enhancer 1-like. The coding region runs from base 1 to 525 and encodes 174 amino acids. NCBI's taxonomy places the organism in Eukaryota, Viridiplantae, Streptophyta, Magnoliopsida, Zingiberales, Zingiberaceae. The record is from RefSeq and is a predicted model, not a curated record. The transcript is spliced from 2 exons.